Molecule: messenger RNA, 2516 nt
Organism: Apis mellifera (honey bee)
Lineage: Eukaryota; Metazoa; Arthropoda; Insecta; Hymenoptera; Apidae
Gene: Sirt6
Product: NAD-dependent protein deacetylase Sirt6
Exons: 7
Coding region: 286-1509 (407 amino acids)
Molecular function (GO): NAD+ binding
Source: RefSeq, a predicted model, not a curated record
UCUUUCUGUUCAAGUGCCAUUUCAUUGCAUGCAGUGCAGUCUAUAAAACAGAAUGCGUUCUCCGUGGAUCUCGAGUUUCCUAUCACUUAUCGUCAUUCGUAGCGUAUAAACAUAACAGCACGCGGUCAUUAACUUACAAAUUGUUUACGUGUCAUUCGACACAUGCGAAUCUAGUAAUAUCGUGCACGAAAUGCCAGUUUUCGAGCUAUAAAAAACACGAUCAGGCCAUUGUUAGCGUCAUAGACAGGUUUCGGGUCGAAAUUUUCGAACGAUCGCGCAAGCAAAAUGUCAUGCAGCUACGCGGACGGUCUCUCGCAGUACGAAAACAAAGGAGUGUUGGGUCUGGAAGAGAGAUACGACAGUGUCGAGGCAUUACGAUUGAAAUGUGGCCUUCUAGCCGAUUGGAUACAGGCCGCACGGCAUGUCGUCGUUCACACCGGUGCCGGCAUCAGUACUGCGGCGGGCAUUCCGGAUUUUCGAGGUACAAAUGGAGUAUGGACAUUAGAACAGAAAGGUUUGAAACCUACAAUGAAUAUUUCCUUUGAUGAAGCCAUUCCUACAAAAACACACAUGGCAUUGAAAAAAUUAGUAGAUGCUAAAAAAGUUAAGUUUAUUAUAAGUCAGAACAUUGAUGGUUUGCAUCUUCGAUCUGGUGUACAAAGACAGUAUCUUGCAGAAUUACAUGGAAAUAUGUUCACUGAACAAUGUGAUAAAUGUGGAAGACAAUUUAUUCGGAACUUCGCGACUAAGAGCGUAGGAAAAAAAUCCCUUGAUACUGUGUGUAGAUCUGAACAAAUUGGUGGACGUCCAUGCCGUGGACGUAUGCAUGACACGAUUCUCGAUUGGGAACACAACUUGCCUGACAGUGAUCUGACAUUAUCUGAUUUACAUUCUAGUGUUGCGGAUUUAAGUAUAUGUCUUGGAACAACACUUCAGAUUAUCCCGAGCGGUAAUUUACCUCUAUAUACCAAAAAGUAUGGAGGUCGACUUGUUAUAUGUAAUCUACAACCUACAAAACAUGAUAAAAAGGCAGAUUUAAUUAUUAAUGGCAAUGUUGAUGAGAUAAUGAUCAGCGUUAUGAAAAAAUUAGGGCUAGAAAUCCCCGAAUAUGAAAGUACAAUGGAUCCCACACGUAAUUCUGAUACAACAUCCAAGGAAAUGGAUUGGACGAUACCAACAAGUAGAAUAAAAGAAAUGAAUGUUUUGUAUAAAAAAGUGUGUAAACCGAUGAGAAGGAAACGAAAGACAUUCAUGUAUGAAAGGGAGAGAACUGAUACAAAGCGAGAAACAAAAACAAAGAAACAGGCAUUCAUGAUAAAACAAGAUAUAAAAACAGAAGAUACAAUGAACACAGCGAAUCAAAUUUGCAACAAUGCUGUAGUUUCGGAAGAUAUAAGCAGUAAUACGGUGAAAAUUGAGGAUGAGAUAAAACAUGUGGAACCAUUUGAAUUUACGACGAACAAUAUGACCCAACCAGAUCCUGGUUUAGAAGUGAACAACAUACUGUAGCAUGAUUUCAGCAGGUGGUGAUUCAGCGACGUAAUACUCGUAUUAAUAUUUUCUUUGUUAAAUUUAUUUACGAGUGCAUAUAGAAUGGAUGUUAUCUGUAUGUGAAGAAUGUCUAAAAAAAAAGUGCUAUUGAUUUGUUUAUAUGAAAAUGAUAAAAAAAAAAAAGUAACAAAAAAUAAGAAUAUAAGUUUAUCAACCGAUAAAUCGCUUUAAUUGUCAAGUCAAAAAGCGCUGCAAUACAUGUACAUAUGUGUAGUAGUACUUUCGUAAUCGCUUCCAUGUUCUGUCCGCUUUUUUCAUUACUCGUAGUUCUUAAUCAGAGAAAGUCAGAGUUUCCAGUGAUCUAAUCAUAUUCUACUAACAUACAAAUAUAUGCAUGCAUAACCAUGUUUUUCUCCAUUAUGAUACAUUAAAUGUUAAGUACUUACGAUGAUUUAUUUAGGAUCAUUUGUAAGAUGUUGAACAGAGAUUUUACAGAGAGUAUCGUGUCGAUCCUGAAAUGAUCUUUCAUUUCAGAUAGAUCUUGAAAUGAUUAUAAAGAGCACAGCCAAAAUUACGUUCAAGUGCGUUUGAUUGAUCUCUAUAUAGAUAUAAUACUGUUCGUGUUUUCCAGAGAAAAAAAAUUAAACAUGACCAAAAAUCUUCCAUACGGCUGUUUGUAAUUUCACGAAGCGAUUAACGGAAGAUCCGCAGAUGUUUUAAUUGCAUCGGAAUAGUAAAUACUCGUUGCUACUUUGAACGUUUAAGAUUGAAAUCUUUUAAUAGAAAGCUCCAUAUGAGCGUUGGUGUUGUUUGAUCGAUCUAAUAGUUAAGUGUCUCUUGUUAAACGCACAUAUGUUUGUAUAAUCGUGAUAGAGUGACUAAAAGCGUUUUGUAGGUAGACAUUAAAACGGAUAACGGGGACCGCGAAAAUUACUCCCUCGACAGUAUGUCUUUUGAGUAAGUUAAGAAGCAGAAGUGUAAACAUUUGAAAGAGAGAAAAAAAAAAAAAAAGAAAAAAAAAUAUG